Molecule: messenger RNA, 1893 nt
Organism: Sphenostylis stenocarpa
Lineage: Eukaryota; Viridiplantae; Streptophyta; Magnoliopsida; Fabales; Fabaceae
Source: the annotation of a GenBank genome assembly
AUGAAGAACUCUCUGAAAAAAUUGCGAGGUCUGGCACUUCACAAUCACAAGCAUGCCUCUUCCAAGUCCAUCCAGCCUCUUGGCCAGCUUGACGAGCUCGCUCGGGCUACGAAGGAUAUGCAGGAUAUGAGGGAUUGCUAUGACACCUUGCUUUCCGCCGCAGCAGCAACCGCCAGCAGUGCCUAUGAAUUCUCGGAGUCCUUGCGGGACAUGGGCUCUUGUCUUCUCGAGAAGAUCGCUUUAAAUGAUCACGGAGAUGAAAUUGGAAAACUUCUCCUCAUGCUUGGCAAAAUCCAGUUCAAACUCCACGAACUCAUUGAUGACUACCGUUCUCAUAUAAUCCAGACAAUUACCAUUCCAUCAGAGUCUCUCUUGAAUGAACUUCGAAUUGUUGAGGAGAUGAAACGGCAAUGUGACGAGAAAAGAGACUUAUACGAGUAUAUGGUAACAAGAUACAGAGAAGGAGGCAGGUCUAAAGGUGGGAAAGAAGGAACUUUUUCUUUGCAGCAGUUGCAAACUGCUCAUGAUGAAUAUGAUGAAGAGGCUACUUUGUUUGUUUUCCGAUUGAAAUCUCUGAAGCAAGGACAAUCACGUAGUCUUCUAACACAGGCAGCGCGUCACCAUGCUUCUCAGUUAUGUUUCUUCAAGAAAGCAGUCAAGUCCCUUGAGACAGUAGAACCACAUGUAAAAUCUGUAACUGAACAGCAGCACAUUGAUUACCAGUUCAGUGGUCUUGAAGAGGAGGAUGGGUAUGAAGGUGAUUAUGGAGAUGAUGAUGGUGGUGGUGGUUAUGAUGAUGGGGAGCUAAGUUUUGACUAUGGACAAAUAGAACAAGACCAAGAAGUUUCUACAUCACAAAACUCAAUGGAGCUGGAUCAGGUGGAACUUGCACUUCCUAGAGGUUCUACAGCUGAAGCUGCAAAUGAAAACUUAGAUAAACUUCAAAGGAAUUUGUUUUCCUUUAGGGUUAGGACGGGGAGCCAAUCUGCCCCGCUUUUUGCUGACAAUAAACCUGAUGCUAGUGAAAAACUGAGACAGAUGCGCCCAUCUUUAUCACGGAAAUUUAGUUCAUAUGUGUUACCCACACCAGUUGAUGCUAAGAGUUCAACCUCCUCCGGGUCAAAUAAUCCAAAGCCUUCCAAAAUGCAGGUAAAUUUAAGUGAACCUACAAAGAACAUGUGGCAUUCAUCCCCAUUGGAACAAAAGAAACCUGAAAAACAUAUUGGAGAUGAAUUUUCUGGUUCUUUUGUCAGAAGUGCACAGUCAGUACUCAAGGAAAGUAACAGCAAUACUGGCUCCACGAGAUUGCCGCUUCCUCUGGGAGAUAGUCUUUUAUCCUCAAACUAUGAUUACAUUUCUGCUUACUCUAAAAAGAUUAAAAGACAUGCCUUUUCUGGCCCAUUGACAAGUAAUCCCGGCCCAACCAAGCCAGUCUUGGUAGAAAGUGUUCACCUGUUCUCUGGACCUCUUUUGCCAACUCAAAUCCCUCAGCCUCGAUCAUCAUCUCCUAAUGUAUCUCGCAGUACUUCUCCCACUCUUAGGUCUUCACCCAAAAUAAGUGAGCUUCAUGAACUUCCUAGGCCUCCAACCAGUUUCCCAUCCAAUUCAAGGCUUUUAGGUUUGGUUGGUUAUUCUGGUCCAUUGGUGUCUAGAGGCCAAAAGGCUUCCUCUGCAAAUAGUUUGGUUGCAUCAAGUGCUGCAUCUCCAUUGCCAAUCCCACCUCAGGCUAUUGCUCGUAGUUUCUCCAUACCUUCUAGUGGCACUAGAGUAGCAGCACUACAUGUGCCUAGAACACUAGAUUCUUCUCAUAGGUCGUCUGUAUCUGAGAAUAUUUAUUCUCCUCCUCUGAUGCCAAUAGCGUUAUCUACUAGUCAGCCAUCAUCGGAUUGCUGA